Molecule: messenger RNA, 1029 nt
Organism: Effrenium voratum
Lineage: Eukaryota; Dinophyceae; Suessiales; Symbiodiniaceae
Source: the annotation of a GenBank genome assembly
AUGGCCAUGGCCGGCGAAUCCGAGGCGGCAUCCGCCAUUUCGGACCCAGAAACGCGGGUGCUGAGAGCCGUGGACAAGGUCCUGGAUGAGUGGUUCGUCACCGGCCUCCACCGUGCCGGCGCGAAGAAGUUCAUCCAGGAGAAGAUCUGCAAAGGCAACAACGAGGAAUGCCUGCGAGCUCGUCAGUGGCUGCUUCUGCGCAUGAACGGCAGAAUCUGGGAGCAUGGCAUCCCCCUGAUGUGCCGAUCCGCGGAGAAUGUUCCGGGUUUGCGCAGCCUGCCCGUGUGGCCACGCCAGGAGACUCCCUGGCUGGAAGCGGUCGAGGCUUGGCAUGAGCGAAUUCUGUCAGAGCUCAUGGCGGUGCGGGCCGCGUCGGAGCGAAGUGGUUUCCAGCCCUACCGAGACCCCGCAGGGUCCAGCAGCGCUCGCAAGCCGGCAGAUGGCCUCGGAGUGGAAGGUGUGGAUCGAGGGAUGUGGAACGUGCUCUACUUGUUCCUCAAUCACAAGCGCUUUGAGGACAAUUGCGCGCGCUUCCCCAGCACCGUCGCCGCCAUCCAGGAGGCCUUUCCGCGCCACUACUCCCAUGCGUUCGUUUCAGCGCUCACCCCUGGGUCCCACAUUGUGAAGCACCACGGCCCCUCCAACCGCAUGCUGCGGGUGUGGCUGCCUCUCUGCGGCUUCGAGGGCUUUCGCCUGCGGGUCGGGGAUCAGAUCCUGGAGCCCAAGGCCGGGCACGCCUUCGUGUGGGACCACUCCUAUGAGCAUGAGGCCUGGCACGAGGGCACCGAGACCCGGCUGGUGCUCAUCGUGGACAUUUGGCACCCGGACCUUCGGGAUGCCGAGGUGAAGUUCCUGGGCACUUUGCAGAGCUGUCGGCUCCGUGCGGGCAAGACUUUGGCUGAGAUGGAAGAGCGUAGUCUCGAGGAAGCCACGUACUUCGAGAUCGUCGAGAAAGCGCGCUCGCUGCUCACAGACGACGACUGGUGGGUGGUCAAGGCGCAGCGCGACCCUACGAUCCCACCCACCUGA